This is a messenger RNA of Pochonia chlamydosporia 170, 1587 nucleotides long. RefSeq lists its product as hypothetical. The record is from RefSeq and is a predicted model, not a curated record. The transcript has 2 exons. NCBI's taxonomy places the organism in Eukaryota, Fungi, Ascomycota, Sordariomycetes, Hypocreales, Clavicipitaceae. Bases 1 to 1587 code for a protein of 528 amino acids.
AUGGGCUCAAUUGGCAUGCUUAGGUCAAUCUCUGGGGCGGCGGCCGAAGAAGUUCCAGUGAGCUGGACAGCCGCCCAGAGAAGCCACUGUGAUGCCCGGUGGGAGGAGUACUUGCGCCAGCAGAACCUGGAGGGCCUAUGGAGAGGCCCGCUGGGGAAGGAGCAGGACAGGUACCGACCUGUGUUGGAGAGUUUGGCUGCGGAGGAUCGCGUGAGGCAGAGGCAGUCAACGGCAAUCCGGGAACAGAAGAUGAAGUGGUCGGUGAAGCUGCGGUGCCGGGAGACACGGGAGCGACUCGCACAGUACAAGGGCGAGUUGAAGACCAUCUUUGACGCCGCCAACGAGGAUCUGAGAUAUCAGACGCAACGGCAGCAGAUGGAAGCGGCGCAUCAAAGGCAUCUCGCAGCUAAUCAUCGCUGCGCAACGAGGCUCGUUAAGCUUCCGGGUGGUAGUGACGAAGAUGCCUGUGAGCUGGAAGUUGCUACCUCGUUGUCUCGGACAAGGUAUUACCUUGGCCACAAGGGAGGCGACUACAUUUUUCGAUAUCAGGAAUUCUAUGCCUUCUAUUCCCUUUAUCGUGAGUUUGGCGCCGGUGGUGACGCAUGGGAUCCGAACGGGCCGGUAUGCCAUCAUCCCGGCUCGGAAGUCAACCUACAAUGCGACGAGGAGACCAGGAGCGACUUCCAGUACUGUGGACAAGUUCCAAGAACUUGGAAAGAGUACGCGUCCAGGUUCGAAAUGGUCUGCCAGGACAUCAUGCGGCUCUUCGGCAGUGUCAUUUCGUUUGAGCCACUGGGUGAUGGUGUGCUAAUCAACGAAGUUUACCGCCCUUGCUUGGAAGUCACCAACAUUGGCGUCAAGUCGCUGAAUCGGCUCGAAAAGACUUGGAAUGUCCGUGUCGCGAAGGAUUCAGCAUUUUUUAGCUGGGUCCAGAGCAUGGCCGCUGGCAAUUUCAAGCUGCUCGAGUUCGCAUUCCUGCUCAAUCGCCUUGAUGAGAUGUCUGGAGGCUUGUUCAAGAAGCAGGUGAGGUCGCUCGUUGAACUGUUCGGGUCAGUGACGGACAAGACCCUUCCGGAGAUGUGUGAGGCCUAUGAAGGCAUCAUGAAGGAGGAGGCAAUGAAGGAACUUCUUGAUGAAAGAAACUUUGAACAUUGCAUGGUGUUUGAAGAUGAUACCGUCGAGGAUCCUCACGCAUUUUAUGCCAACAACGAAUUUUGCUCCGACCUCGACCACCCAAGAAACCGUUUCAACCCGCCCCCCAUCCAGCGUGCCUUAGAGACAGCGUUCAAUCUCUUAUGCUACGAUUGGGACUUGCGCGAUCCUACUUCCGAAGCGACCUUGACUCAGCUCUGUGACCAAUUGGGGUUGUGCAGCUGCCGCGACAUUAUUCUGCCGGCCGCAAUUGAGCGAUUGCGGCAGCGAGCUCAGGAGCCUUGCUCGGAGCCUUCAUCCAGAGACGACAACGCUGCAGCGGCCUCUCGACCAGUAGCGAGAGCCGCACGUCGUGGCCGCCCACCCAAGCGAAGAGCAUCUCCAUCCGCUCAAACCGCCGCUAGGCCAAGGAGCUCCAGACGACGCAACGGAUAA